Cydia amplana is the source of this 1566-nucleotide messenger RNA. RefSeq lists its product as uncharacterized. Bases 1 to 1566 code for a protein of 521 amino acids. The transcript is spliced from 3 exons. The record is from RefSeq and is a predicted model, not a curated record. NCBI's taxonomy places the organism in Eukaryota, Metazoa, Arthropoda, Insecta, Lepidoptera, Tortricidae.
AUGAAGGUGCCGAAGUUGAGGACUGAACUCAACUCCACGCCGAGGAGUUCCAAGCUGUCACAUGUCGUUAAUGUGGAGCAGGAAAAGGGUUGCGGAGAGAACAGACCCCUGAGGAACACCGGCGUCAAUGGCCAUGAGGUCAGAAGAGCAGCCAUCAAUGACUACUCUGAUCGACCGUUCACUCAAGAAUUCGCAAGUAAAAAGGACGCUGUUGACGCACUGAACAACAGGUUCCUCAGCGCCGCGGCGGCGUGCGGCGCGCCGCGCGCGGGCUGUACCCGUGCCCUACGCCAGCUGCGCGCCGCGCUGCCGGCUGCGGAUCGUUCCCUGAAGCUCCGACCUUUCAGCGCAGACGAGGUUUAUCGUUUGAUAACCUCCCUCAUUCAUCCUAAAGCCUCAAUGGACAUCUACGGGAUAAAUAUGAAACUACUGAGGGCUACUGGAACCUACCCUAAACCACUUAAAAUCAGCAAAAUAGCUUCCAUCUUUAAAGGCAAGGGUAAAAGGGGGGAUAUGGAUGCAUACAGACCCGUUGCUAUUAUCCCCGCAAUGGCAAAGGUCCUUGAAAACAGACUCAGCCGCCGGCUGACGAGUUUCCUAGAGUCGACGAGCGCCCUAUCUGACAGACAACACGCCUAUCGAGCGGGCCGCUCCACAACCACACUGACCCGUGAUGUGGUCCGACGCGUAGCAGACGCCAGAGAGAGGAAACAGCAAGUUGCUUUAUUGUGCUGCGACCUGUCCAGGGCUUUUGACGUCGCAGACCACGCAGUCCUUACCAGCAAGCUAAGGCAUUAUGGGAUCGAUGGUCCGACACUUUCCUUGUUCAAGAGUCUUCUGCAAUGUAGAUCUCAAAUUGUAGUAGGAGAUGGCGGAACGGCUAGAUCAGACCCGCUAGAAACGACCAUGGGUGUAGCUCAGGGCUCAUCGGUUUCAAACAUAUUAUUCUCGUUGUUGCUGAACGAUCUGCCGCAUGCAAUACAGGCCGCUGAAAUCCUUGUAUACGCCGAUGAUGUUGCUGCAAUCGUCACAGCGCAAUCCGUGGACACCAUAGAAGACAAAUUAAAUGAAACCGCGGCGCAGCUUGCACAGUGGUUUAAUGCCAACGGUCUAGCGCUAAACCUUAAGAAGACCCACUACCUGGUCUUCAAUCUAUCAGGUCGCAGCACGAGGCCGCUUGCUGUUUCUGCAAAUGGGACCGCCUUAGACCAAUUAAGUAGUACCGGUUUCCUAGGGUUCGAAAUUGACACCUGUCUAAAGUGGGACCAUCAUAUUAACAGACUCAGCGGAAGAAUCGGCAGUGCGUGCUUUGCAUUAGGACGAGUAACUAGGUUGGUGUCGGAUGAGGUCGCGCGCUCGUGCUAUUUUGCCACGGUGCACUCGCUGAUCCAGUAUGGUGCGGAGCUAUGGGGACGCUGUGCCGAGUGGGAAAGGGUCUUCCGCCUCCAGAAGCGCGCGGUUAGGAUAAUCGCCCGAGUGCUGCUGGGUCCAGGUCCCAGGGCGGAGUCCCCGCCAACACGCACGCUGCCUCGUGUGAGACGGAGCGGUAUGCCCUCACCAUCCUGA